Messenger RNA from Coregonus sp. 'balchen', 850 nucleotides. Lineage: Eukaryota; Metazoa; Chordata; Actinopteri; Salmoniformes; Salmonidae. The record is from the annotation of a GenBank genome assembly.
AUGCAGACAGACGUCAGGGCUUUCCUGGAUACCCUCAGCCAGUAUCUCAAUGCCUACGUUGGCCGCAAGCAGCAGCUGCACCUCAUCAAGGUACCAGAGUACCAGCCAUCCACAUUGAUAUCUGAAAUAGAAUAUUCAGCCAUUUCCAUAUAUUAUUCAUCUUUUGCAGAACUAAAAAUAUGCUUUUGUCUGCUCAAUGUAAGAGAGAUGUAAUAGUCUUUGAAUAAUAUAGCAUCAGAAACUUUUGUUGUGAUGGCUGUAUACAGUAUGUUAGAUUAUGCUGUUUGUUUUUCAUGGCAUUUUGAGAGCCUUGCUCAGAAAGCUCCUAUAGACAAAAUGUAUACACCAUAGUUCAGACCAGUCUUCUCCCCCUGUUUCCUGUCUGCUUCCAGGAGCUUCAUAGCUCUGUUCAGGUGAUGGAGAGCAAUACUCUCUAUACUAUACUAUACUAUACUGGUGCUGAUGUUCACUAUACCAGGAGAGAAGGCCAGGGCUGCAUUGUGCACACUGGAGUAUGCUGACCACACACGAUGUCUGCCCAACCGGGUCAACAUGGAGUCUGAAGGUAGAAUUCAUAAAUACCAUCUAGAGACUUAAUAUUAAACUACCUUUUAAGGGCUGUUGUUGAAACAACAUAGGACGGUAUGUAUAAGGCUUUUCUGGAGGAUGUUAUCUUUAGCCAUGUGCAUGCCUGUUGCUUCUGUAAAAUGAGUGAUACCUUGCUUUGUGUGUGUGUGUAGACAUCGUGCUGGCCAAUUCUCCACAAUGGAAGAAGAACCACGCCCUACUCCUGGAGACCCCGGUACACACAGCCUUGGUGACCAUUAAGAAGACAGGCAGUAUCGCUUAG